Messenger RNA from Fulvia fulva, 234 nucleotides. RefSeq lists its product as uncharacterized. Bases 1 to 234 code for a protein of 77 amino acids. Lineage: Eukaryota; Fungi; Ascomycota; Dothideomycetes; Mycosphaerellales; Mycosphaerellaceae. The record is from RefSeq and is a predicted model, not a curated record. The transcript is spliced from 2 exons.
AUGGCAUCAGGACUCUUCAUCACGGUUGAGACGGACCUGCAGAGCACAGAUUGCCACAUUCCAGUGCCACCGUUCACGCAUUCUCAUACAGCAAUACGGCAGCGGCGGUUCCAGGCAAUUCCAGACGCCCUCGCUUUCAAUCCCUUUGAAGGUUUCCGCGGCGCAGGUACCGCCGGGCAGCAUGAUGCAAACGACUCCAACGAUAGCAUCCGCCAAGAGCCGUAUCCGUAUUGA